ACACUCCCGACAGAGUCAUGCAGUACGAAGUUCCUCACUACNCCCCUCCCGCCCACCACGACAUGUCGUCGGCGGCACCCGCGCCCCAGUACACCCAGAACCUCUACGUGCCUACCGGUAGAAUCAAGUCCGAGAAUGGCUCCGAGCGUGGUGUCUCACCUCACCCUUCUGACCCCUCGUCACGUUAUUCUUCUCAAGCCCCUCCUGCCAUCCACCCUGCCGCCUACCCACCUCAAGGCCUGAACAGCCUUGGCCCCGCCAUGCGCUACCCCUCGCCCUCUCAGCUACACCAGCAGAUGCCCUUGAUUCAACAUAGCUACCACCCCGCCUCGAACGACCCAGCAUAUGCUCAACCACCCAUGAGUGCAGCCCCUCCGCCAGUUCAGGAUCAACAACCUCAGCAAGAAGGAACCCAGCGCAGCACCGGCAGCGGCCUGCCCAAGGCUUUUGCAUGCUCGACCUGUGGCAAGGGAUUCGCUCGCAGAAGUGAUCUCGCCAGACAUGGAUGCGGAAAGCAGUUCAUCCAGCGCUCUGCUCUUACAGUGCACUCUCGCGUCCACANNCAGGAGAAAAGCCUCACAUGUGUGAGCGUUGCGGCAAGGUUCGUAAAAGCGUUUUUGAAUUUCGCUGUCGCGUCCGAUUUGCUAACAGCGUUUGUACAGCCCUUCAGCGACUCAUCGUCUCUUGCGCGUCACCGCAGAAUCCACUCUGGCAAGAGACCUUACAAGUGCCCCUAUGCCGACUGCCAGAAGACUUUCACGCGUCGCACAACUCUGACGCGUCACCAAAACCACCACACCGGCACCAUUGAGGAGUCAGCCGCUGCCACCGCUGCAGCCUUGGCCUCGCGUGCCUCGAUGCAGACGCGUGGAUCGCGCUCUGAUGGAGAAGAAUACUCGGAGAACAAGUCGCCGAUGCCUACUCCCUCGCCCCACGACCGCCCCGUCUCGGUUUCACCCGCUGGUGGUAUGAACGGCGUUGCUGCACUUCAGCGUCAAACCUCGGACUACUACAUGAACGCCAUGAACGGUGGUAUGACGAUGCCCCCACACAUGCGCAACGAGAUGGCUACACACAGCCCGCGCUCCGCCUCUCCGGCCAACUCUCAUUAUUCCAUGCCCAGCUCGGCCAGUCAAGCCCGCCAGCCAUUGACCUCUCACCCUGGUGCAUACCCUCUUCCAUCAACGUUGGAGCCACCUACUACCAAUCCCCCUAGCCAGAACGGCAGCGUUGGAGGUAGCCCCCACAUGGGUGGCUCUGGCUGGCAGUCCCCUGCUCACCAAUCGAUUGGUGGAGCGCAGCAGGCCGACUACUCGUACCCUGAUCCCAACACUCAGCAGUACGUGCAGAACGCUCAAAACUUGUAUUACCAAAACCAAAACAUGCGUCGCCCUCAAAGCACGGAUCCCAUGGACCCUUACCAUGCACAACGCAUUGGCCACGUUGGCCAGGAGCUCUGGGCCCAACACCCGCAA
Messenger RNA from Aureobasidium vineae, 1475 nucleotides. NCBI's taxonomy places the organism in Eukaryota, Fungi, Ascomycota, Dothideomycetes, Dothideales, Saccotheciaceae. The record is from the annotation of a GenBank genome assembly.